Molecule: messenger RNA, 1922 nt
Organism: Strongylocentrotus purpuratus (purple sea urchin)
Lineage: Eukaryota; Metazoa; Echinodermata; Echinoidea; Camarodonta; Strongylocentrotidae
Product: echinoidin-like
Exons: 4
Coding region: 279-806 (175 amino acids)
Molecular function (GO): signaling receptor activity
Source: RefSeq, a predicted model, not a curated record
AUACCACUGCCAAAUGCGCAGUCAUUUGAAGUUGGACUCUAUGCGACUCGUCGCCAUCUUGACUCGUCUGAAGCUCAAAUUAGCUGUAGAUAUUGAUGAAUUAAUUUUCUUCCGACAAGGUUUUCAUUAUCGAAGGAGUUUCUACAUUGUCAACGUUCUCUUGGAAUGCAAUACAAUUAUUACGAAGAACUCAACUAUCCCUUGAAUACGUUAUCAAGGAUCAUCUUCGUCAAUGUUGCUAUCUUUACACGAAUCUGGAUCAUUGUUUAGUAAUCAACAUGAAGCUUCUGCUCGCAUCCAUUGCUGUUCUAGCCGUGGUAGUUCACGGCUUAAAUGAAAAUGUAUAUCGUCCAUGCCCUCAGUUCUGGCUUUCAUUUAACGGGAACUGCUACCGUUACUUCGGCGAGCGGGUCACUUGGGAAGCGGCUCGGGAUCGCUGCAGGGAUCACUACUCCUUCAAUGGACGGGCUGAUCUGGUAUCCAUCCACACGGAACAGGAGAACGGCUUCGCUUACGACCUUUUUCGCUCUUCUGCAGGCAUCACACCGUCGACUCGGCCACCAUACUACGGGGCUUGGAUCGGUGCCUAUCAGACAACAUCAGGCUCGACCGGACGUUUCAUUUGGACUGAUAGAUCCGGUCUAAACUUCGAGCGAUGGGUACCCGGUCAGCCGGACAACCACGGUAACAACGAGGACUGCGCCCAUUUGUGGCGUAGGAACGCAGGAGAUGAUAUCUUCCAGGGUUGGAACGACCUUCCCUGUGAAGAAGACCUGCCUUUCAUUUGUAAGGUGGCCCCAAACUAGAUAUCCUUAUUCGGUUGUACUCUGAAUUCGAAGCUUCCUUGAUAUAUCUGUAAUUUCAAUUUUGAAUUCUUUGACAAAUUUCUUGAAAACCUUGGAAACAAGUAGUGCUAGCAGUGUAAAUUAACAAACUUGGGCUGUUUUUCAUAUUCCAUAAGGUCAGUCUUUUUCGUUUCUGCUUAAUUGCACGAGAAAAAAUGACAGUGUGGGUGAAUUUCACAUAUAAUUUUGUAUUUAUUUUGGUAUACAAACUGCACCACAUAAGGGCUCCUUCAAAGAUACCUCCGCAUUAACCAACUGCAGUUUUGGGGUGUGUAUAUGCACUUAAAGCCCUUUAAAAUACAUGUUUAAAGUACGUUUCUGGAGGCAAUUGGGAAAUGUUGAUUACAAAGUAUUUCAGAAUUACUGCAUACGUUGAGGUUAUGGAAUCAUCAAAAUGAUGGAAAAAGAGACUCGAUUUUAGUCACGUUGAGUGCUCACAUAAAUGUGUAUAUGGGACACGCACGUUUGGCAUGAAAGUUUGGUUCAAUAUUGUCAGCUAUUUCUCCUGAUUUUUGUCAUAUUUGAAGGCAUUCGCAGAGCACUUCAUUUUAGAGGACAUUUUUGCCAUGAUAUUAUUCAAAAUAAAUGAAAAGUAAUGCAUUAAAGAGAAUGAGAAAAAGUCAAAUUCUAAUCCCUGUACCAGCUAGUACUCAGCCUUCUCUUUGCGAGCGAGUGCAAUGUCAAUAAGGUGCUAGAUUUAUAUUAAGUACUUUCAAAUAUAAUUAAAAGAGAUACUUUUAAUUGGUUUUCGACUGUUCUGGGAUUCUAAACAUUUACCUUAGCGUCUGUAGAUAAGAGUGAAAACUCACCGUCGUUUUUUUUUUAAAGAUAAGUAGAAAUCUACAAAAAUAUGAUCAGAUAAAUAAGACUCCUUAAAAUGAAAGAUAUGAUAUUUAGAAAUUAUUUUAAGAUGCCACUUAACAUUUCUUUCAUCAUCUCUUUCUUUGUUUUGUAGUGCUUCCUUUUCCUUUUUCGCAUUUACUGCAACAUGUUACCUUUCUACUGUUCGACUAAAGCCGACUUUAUUUUAUUGUCUUAUAACUGGAGUAAAUAAAUUACAGGACAUAUCUAACAAUA